This is a messenger RNA of Suillus paluster, 2124 nucleotides long. RefSeq lists its product as uncharacterized. NCBI's taxonomy places the organism in Eukaryota, Fungi, Basidiomycota, Agaricomycetes, Boletales, Suillaceae. Bases 1 to 2124 code for a protein of 707 amino acids. The transcript has 6 exons. Gene Ontology annotation, biological process: double-strand break repair via homologous recombination. Gene Ontology annotation, cellular component: chromosome; cytoplasm. The record is from RefSeq and is a predicted model, not a curated record. Gene Ontology annotation, molecular function: 3'-5' DNA helicase activity; four-way junction helicase activity.
AUGCCCUCUACCGGUGGACGUAACUACAUCUCCUCCAACGACGAGGAUAUAAACCUCGUCAUCACGCACAACAGUGCUCCUAAUGUUCCUAUCCCAAAUCUUAGAUUCCCCAUCUUCUCUCCUCGUCCCCAUUAUAUGACUAUUAGUCAAAGGAAUUCCCCUGAACCCCCUCGUCCGACAUCUCCCAUACCCAACUCUAGAGUGUCGUCCCCAUACCAAAUAUUUAACGAACCCGUUAUCCCCACUUUUAUUGACACUCACACCAGCCCCACUACGAUCAGAACUCGUGAGCGUAUUGCAGCUCGUCGACGAGCAGCUCCUUGGAAAGUAGCGACUGACCCCUACUUGCCCGAUCUCGAAGAUCGUAGACUUCGCCAUAGGAUUAUGCUGUCAUCCAAACUUUUCAAGAACCCCAUCAAAGACGCCAUCGACACUGAUCCCGCACUUAACGCCCUUUACGACCUCUAUCAUCUCGGUGAUCGUCUCGAAAAUACCUUGGAAAGGCACAAUGCUGAGUACAGAGAAGACGAGCUCUUCUCUCUCGACUAUAGUAUUCGAGACAUCAAAGAGAAGCUUCAACAAUUGACGUUGACUCUCAUGGAGGAACAAGGUUUCUUUGAGGCCCUUGACGGGCUCGGAGGAACUGAGGAGGAUCGGCGUCAUGCUGGAGAGCCCAAGCCAGGAGAGAAGCUUGCUGAAGUACUGCUAGAACUCCCAGUCGAUGUUCUUGUCGCCCUCUUCUCAGCAACUCUUCCUCAAGACAUGCUCCAGCAGAUCAUCAAAUCUCUGAAUCUUCCUAGGGAUCUGACAGAUACUUUUAUGCUUACCACCAACCGCCCCAAUGUCAGUCAUGCAGUGAUUCCCAUGGUCAAUUCCAUCAAAAAUUUCAGCAACCUCGAUUUUCUUGUAUCCAAGCUGUUUCAUCCAUCCAUGUCUUAUCCUCCAAAGUCCCUCAUAUUCAUAGAUCACAAACUCAGUACUGCAGUUGUUGCAAGAUACCUCAAUACUCGUUUACCUGAGGCAGUUCAACAUGUAUUCAAGUUUUGGCACCUCCAUUCCAGCAUGUCCAUGGAACACAACAAAAUGGUGUUCAACGAGUUCCAAAAGCCAGAUAGACUUGUUCAGGGCAUAGUUGCAACUUCGGGAGCAUCCACUGGAAUCAAUGUCUGUGACAUACAGCUCGUGGUCCAAUUCGGUAUCACUAUCAACAUCUCUGAGCAUGAACAAUGCACUGGACGAGGGGGACAGGACUGGAAGCCUUGUCAUGUCUUGAUGAUUGUGGAAAAGUGGGCAUACAAGAUCACCAUUGAUGCUCAAGUCUUGCACAAAGGGAAACCCACAGCAAAAGAGCGAUGUACCAAUCCUGCUAUGCUUGACUCUGUGAACACUUCUACAUGUCAUCAACAAUUCCUAGCUGAAUAUAAUAGUGACACAACAGCUGAAGCUUUCGAAUACAACAGCACAUUUUGUUGCGACCAGCAUCUUGAUACAACCUCAAACAUCAACUACUUUCUGCCUGGAAAAAUGUUACCAUCAAUCGCUCUGCAAGUUAGACUCAAAUCAGAAACAAGCAGUGUUCAUCCACAAGCCCAGCCCAAGAAGACAUGCAAAAAAUACUGUCCAACAAAGCAGCGCCCACCAUUGGAAGAACUGCUCCAAGCCUGGCGGAAGAGUGCCCUUUCCAAUGAUGUCCUCGCACGAGAAGAAGAGGCUGCUUUUGAAUCAACUGCUGAUGUGGUCUUGUUUCUGGAGGAGAGCAGCAAAUGGGCAAAUUCCUAUGCUGAGCAGAUGCCAUUUGAGCUGGAGUCUGAGAAUGACGAACCAGAGCAACACCUUCCUGACAUUCAUGUCCUUGCCGACCACAUCCCGUCUCUCAUCAAGACUACCUCUGACUUGUAUGACACUGACACAACACUAGUCAACUCAUACAGCCCCACAUCGUCUCCGCAGUCCAGUCAGUGUGCAACACCAGAUCUCAAUCUUCCUCUUUCUGCUGCUGUUCAACAUCCACAUUCUGAAUCUGUUUUUGAAUCACCAAACCCACGGCCAAAGAAAAGGGCAUUUAUUGCUGUUUUUAAAACAGUUGGCACAGCCACCAAAACACCACUUUUUCAGCCCUUUUGA